Fonsecaea multimorphosa CBS 102226 is the source of this 2301-nucleotide messenger RNA. RefSeq lists its product as uncharacterized. Lineage: Eukaryota; Fungi; Ascomycota; Eurotiomycetes; Chaetothyriales; Herpotrichiellaceae. The record is from RefSeq and is a predicted model, not a curated record. Gene Ontology annotation, biological process: DNA repair; telomere maintenance. Gene Ontology annotation, molecular function: DNA helicase activity; ATP hydrolysis activity. The transcript is spliced from 2 exons. The coding region runs from base 1 to 2301 and encodes 766 amino acids.
AUGCUUGCCCGGGAAGUCAACAGACAUGCAUCCUCAGCAUCUAGUGAGAAGAAGCAAUCUCCUUUGCAGUUCAGUUCAUCCGCGGUCAAUGCUCCCCGAGAUUCCUCGUCGGGUUCUUUGAAGAGGAAGCUGGAUCGGUCCAUGAGCACUUCCAGCAACCUGGGCUCUCUUCACCAGCAACAGUGGUCCGACGAAAACGCUCCUCCCAGCUUCAUUGACCUGACGGAAAAUGUCGAAGCACAGUCCGACGUCCAAUACCCUGAUAUGCAUUCGAUAGACCCCCUGACUUAUCCUUCAUUGCCGCCAGUCCCAAAGGGCUCUCCAACUGCACCUGCGAGUAGCGCCGAAGUCCCAUGGUCGUCAUCGCCAGCACAUCAUUAUGAAAACCCAGCCACACGGAAUCUGUCAGAAGAUGAGCCGGAGUCCCGGCCAGUGGGACCAAACAAGAAAAGAGCACUGCCCCGGUCGUUCACGUCUCAAGCACCAGCUGCAUUCAGCGAUGAAGGAAGCACGGCGCAGGGCGAGCAUUCCCACAAAUUUGAUAGAUUCAGUGCGCCAAAGCAAUUCGAGAAUGCGAGCAGCCGUGACAAAGCGUCCCUAGCCAUGUCGGACAUGUUACAGAAGUCAUCAUUCGCUCGUCAUCGAACAAAUGCGACAGUUUCAAGGUCCUCGUCUGAUCGCUCGGCUCUGACGGCGACAACCCCAGUACCGGCCGCAACACCGCCGAUAACGUUUGACAGAGUGUCGGAACCUUUCUUGAGUGAUGAGCAGAAGGCUGUGGUGAAGGCAGUCAUGGACGAAGGGAAGAGCGUCUUCUUUACUGGGUCUGCUGGUACAGGAAAAUCAGUUCUUAUGAGGGCGAUUAUUUCCAAGCUGAAGCACAAGUAUCGGAAGGACCCUGACCGGAUUGCAAUCACAGCUUCGACCGGCUUAGCUUCGUGCAUACUGGAAGGCCAGACGCUCCACAGUUGGUCGGGAAUCGGGCUGGGAAAGGAGCCUGCGCCUGAACUCGUCAAAAAAAUCAAACGCAACCAGAAGUCGAGACAGAAAUGGCUGCGGACCAAGGUUCUCAUCAUUGACGAAGUAUCCAUGGUCGACGGUCUGCUUUUCGACAAGCUCGAGCAAGUGGCGCGUACUAUUCGAAACAACGGCCGUCCAUUCGGUGGUAUUCAGUUGGUUGUUACUGGAGACUUUUUCCAACUACCCCCUGUACCUGACAAAAAUACUUCAGCCAAAUUUGUCUUUGAGGCAGUAACGUGGAACACCUGCAUCCAACAUACCAUCCUGUUGACCCAUGUAUUCCGCCAGAAGGACGAAAAGUUUGCCAAAAUGCUCAACGAAAUGCGUCUGGGCAAGAUGAGUCCUGCCACUAUCCGAGAAUUCAAAUCACUUUCGAGGCCCUUGGAUUUUCGCGAUGAGCUUGAGGCAACUGAACUGUAUCCUCGCCGUGAGGAAGUCGAAAAUGCCAAUCAGAAUCGAAUGCGAAAGCUGUCCGGUCAAGUCAUGACUUUCACAGCCGUAGAUACAGGCACGGCUGAACUUAACACGCGAAAGGCGUUGCUGAACAACUUUAUUGCCCCUGAGGUAUUGGAGUUGAAGAAGGGUGCGCAAGUCAUGUUGAUCAAGAAUAUUGAUGGCCAACUCGUCAAUGGAUCCCUUGGAAUCGUCCAGUCGUUCAUGGAUGAAGGCACAUUCUUCACCUACAAGGAUGACGAACCGACAUUCCUCCUAGCACACGAGGCCGAUGACGGACACGAUGAGGGUGAGAUAAAGGCAGCACGUGAGAAGAUCCGGGAGGCUCGGCUGAAGAACUCGACCACGGGCGGCGAGCCUAGGAGGCUGUGGCCCAUGGUGAGAUUCAAUCUACCUGAUGGGACAUCAAGGAGUAUGCUCUGCUGUCCGGACGAGUGGAAGACCGAAGCGCAGAACGGCGAAGUCCUUGCAAAACGAGUUCAAGUACCUCUAAUUCUAGCAUGGGCAUUGUCGAUUCACAAAGCACAGGGCCAGACGCUUAGCCGAGUCAAGGUGGAUCUCGGCAAAGUUUUUGAGAAAGGCCAAGCCUAUGUCGCAUUGAGUCGAGCAAGAACAAAGGAAGGCUUACAGGUGCUUCGGUUCGAUGAGCGGAAAGUUAUGGUCCAUCAGAAGGUGUUACAUUUCUAUUCCAAGCUGUCUGGCCAUGAGACGUUGGAGAAGAAGGAAGUCAAGAAAGAUGUGAUCGACGAAGAUGACUUUGGUGACGACUUUACCUUCGAAGAGAUGCUCGAAGCUGAGAAGCAGAUGUUGAGGGCCGGUGCCUUGUAG